Messenger RNA from Trifolium pratense (red clover), 727 nucleotides. Its product is annotated as 40S ribosomal protein S17-like. Gene Ontology annotation, cellular component: ribosome. Gene Ontology annotation, biological process: translation. The record is from RefSeq and is a predicted model, not a curated record. The transcript has a single exon. Gene Ontology annotation, molecular function: structural constituent of ribosome. Lineage: Eukaryota; Viridiplantae; Streptophyta; Magnoliopsida; Fabales; Fabaceae. Bases 154 to 594 code for a protein of 146 amino acids.
AUGGGCCUUAACUCAAUGAACAGCCCAAUACACAUAACAAACAUAUAUUUUCUCCGAACUCUUUCCCUCGUUUCGCCUCAAAUCUCAAAACCCUAAUUUCUCAUCGUCUUCAUCUUCCUCUUCCUUCACCACCACCGCACACACACACACAACAUGGGUCGUGUGAGAACCAAAACCGUGAAGAAAUCUUCACGUCAAGUGAUCGAACGUUACUACUCAAGAAUGACCUUAGAUUUCCACACAAACAAAAAAAUCCUGGAAGAAGUUGCACUCAUUCCAUCGAAGAGACUCCGCAACAAAAUUGCUGGGUUUUCAACUCAUCUCAUGAAGCGAAUUCAAAAAGGACCUGUCCGUGGAAUUUCAUUGAAGUUACAAGAAGAGGAGCGUGAACGUCGCAUGGACUUCGUUCCUGAUGUUUCUGCCAUCAGGACCGACCAUAUUGCAGUUGAUAAGGAAACACUUGACAUGCUUUCUGCUCUUGGAAUGGCGGAGAUUCCCGGUGUCGUGCAAGUCGAUCCUGUCCCUGUUAAUGUUCAGCAGAUUCCAUUUGGCCGUGGAGCUGGUGGUGCUGCUGGUGCUGGAAGAAGGUUUUGAGAUUCAGAUUGAGGUUUAAUGUUUGUUUUUUAGAGUAAUUUUGGAUUGUAUGUUUUCUUUAUGAAUAUUAUGUUACUGUGUUUUGGUUUUUCAAAACUAGUUAAGUUCUUGUUAUGGAAUUUAUCUUUGUUUA